GCAGAAUCUCCUCACAUGCCUUUUGUGCGACAUAACUUGCAUACAAAACAUGUGAAAAAGAAGACCACAAUACGAGUACUCGUUCCUCUCGUCUAGGCUCGGGAUACGGUGGUUGCACCUAUCGACUCCACCGCUAGAGCUGACUGCAUUUCCGAAUUCUCACUGCCCGUUCCCAACCGUUCGUCAUGGCUGGGACAGCCGACUUGAUAUUGUCCCUUAUUUUGUGAUAUCAACCUGACGACUCCAGCUUUCUAUCGAAGAGGACGACUUUGUCUGCAAGAAACAAUCGCACCCAUUCGAGACGCACCCCUUUAUUGUUCAUGCUCCGCUCAGUCCUUCGGCACCUCCACAAAUCGAAUCGCCCAUCAUGGAAAUGCCACAAGUCUACCGUCCCAUACCCCGAAGAGCCUUUGAGAUCGCACCUGCCUCAACAGACUCAUCAAUGCCUCCCUCCCCAGCCAGCGAGGCUGUGAACAACGAGUUACUCGCUGGCCAAAAAUCCGAUUCGACGCCAAGCAGGACUCGUUCCAUCCUCAACCUUACAUCGUCUACAUUGCUGGGGAUAUAUUCACCUAUAUCGGAUGGGAACAAAGAAGAGCUAUCAACACCGUGGGGCACAGGAGCACAAACACCAAUUCAGGGACGAAGCGUUGAUGACUCUAUACCUCACGAACCUUCACUGACUUGGCCACGAGAUGCUACGAAGCCUCGGCUGAAACAGAAAAGAAAGGAUGUCAUACCCAUCCUCUUCCAGACAAUACUUCUCUUUGCGUUUGGGAUCGGCUACGGAUCGAUUGUCACACAUUUGCACAAGACGCAACGCAUCACACCGGUGCCGGUCCCUGAUGUCGAACGCAGUUCCUUGUGGUACCUGGUGUCUUGGGGAGUCUUUGGCAUAGUGCUGGGUAACGCAUUGCCUCUCGUGGACGCAUUCUGGGAGACGACUGUCUCCACCGCUAUGAAACGAGAUCAGGCCACUCAGAGCAGAAAAUCAGAUGCUGCUCCAAAAGCCACGCCGGAUGGCACGACGGCUUCAGACAGUGGUCUUGGUCCUAUGUGGUACUCUGCUGUGAGGAGUGUGGGAGUCUUUGUGGGCAUCGCUUUUGCGGUCCGACGACUUCCCUGGCAAUCAACAUUGCAAGUUGCAUUGACUUUGGCUCUGGCCAAUCCUGUUCUAUGGUAUCUGAUCGAUCGAUCUUUACCUGGCUUCGCCUUCUCAGCAGUGGUCAGCGUUGCUGGCACAUUGGCCCUACUACUGGUCGAUCCGGAUUUCGUCCCAGUUCCAGCUAUUCAUCAGCAGAUGGCGUCUGAACAAUUCGGUGUCUAUACUUGGCUGGCAAGCAUUCUUUUUUGCACAAGCAUCUGCUUCGGAGCUAUUGGCAGAAGACUGCAGUUGUGAAUAGGAAGGGCUGCAAAAGCCGCAACAGAAUUUUGUAGACUUUGAAAGGCUAGAAUGCCCGAUUGACUCCAUUCCAUUCAGGAUUUUCCAGAUAGGACUUGUAAAGGUUGUUGGGCCAUGAGGCAGCAGGUGCCUUUUUAGGGUUCUGGACAGCCUGAUGGACGACAGCGUCGCCCAGGAUUCUCUCAAUCUCUAGCCGUGGCAA
Molecule: messenger RNA, 1604 nt
Organism: Exophiala xenobiotica
Lineage: Eukaryota; Fungi; Ascomycota; Eurotiomycetes; Chaetothyriales; Herpotrichiellaceae
Exons: 2
Coding region: 368-1399 (343 amino acids)
Biological process (GO): sterol biosynthetic process
Cellular component (GO): endoplasmic reticulum
Source: RefSeq, a predicted model, not a curated record